GUGAAGGGAAAGAGAACGAAGGGAAAGAGAAGAUUCAGGAGCUCAGGGUUCGCAACCCUACUAGCUCUCGACCAUGACUCUGCAAUCAAGGCACGAAGAAGUAGGAGUAGAUGCUGCGAUGGAGGAGGAACAGAAAGGAUAGCAGUCACGAGAAGUUACCAUUGCAGAGAAUCAGGCCAAGACGAGCAACAAAAUUGAAGCCAAAUCCGGUGUCCAUGGGUGUUUUUGAGGGAUUGAAGUGUUGCUGUACAAUGAUCCAGAAAAGAAUCUGUUUGUUUACUGGCGGUCCCAACUCCUUUUUGUUAAAUUGGGAGUGCAGCAGAUCAGUAGGCUACAUUUGAAGCUUCAGGUUGGGAUCCUUGAAGGGUCACACAUAAGUGUUUUCGGAAAAAGAGGAAAAAGUCGACUGUUGUUCUAGCAGAGGAAUGAGGGUAAGCACCAAUUGUUUAUUGUACUAUGAACUUCACAAAUGACACUUUUACAUUUUCAUAUAAUACUUCUUUUGAAAUUUUUUUUAUAUUCAAUCAAUUAUUUCAUGGGUA
Cuscuta campestris is the source of this 542-nucleotide messenger RNA. The record is from the annotation of a GenBank genome assembly. NCBI's taxonomy places the organism in Eukaryota, Viridiplantae, Streptophyta, Magnoliopsida, Solanales, Convolvulaceae.